AGUCUACAUAUAAACCCUGUUUCAUUUGUUCUUGGCCUGUGACUUGCCAGUGUCUCCCCUUCUUCACCAGAGUGUGUCCUGUCCUCCUCUUCUCAUAGGGUCUGAAGCACACAUUCCGCCAUCAUGUCUGAGAAAAGAAUGACCUCGAGCCGUAAGCAUCAUCUGAAGAGCUUGAUGCUCCAGAUUGCAGCCAAUUUGAUUGAAGAGGAGAAAAAGGAGAUUAAGGAGGAGAAAGCCAAUUUCAUGGCUAAGAUCCCCGCCCUGGAUUUGUCUGGAGAUCAAGCGGCGCUGAUGGAAAUGGUCAAAAAGUUGUCCCAGACCAUCGACAAGGUUGAUGAGGAAAGAUAUGACGCAGAAGCAAAAGUGAAGAAGACCGAAAAAGAGAUUGAGGACUUGAAGAUGAAAGUUAUUGAGGUUCAGGGCAUUAAGAAGCCAGCCCUGAAGAAAGUGCGUAUGUCUGCUGAUGCUAUGCUUGCAGCUCUGCUGGGCACCAAGCACAAGGCUUCCAUGGAUUUCAGAGCCAACUUGAAAGAAGUGAAGAAGGAGGUCAAAGAGGAGGAGGAAGUUGGUGACUGGCGUAAGAACGUUGAUGAACAGGCUGGCAUGGAUGGCAGGAAGAAGAAGUUUGAGUCCACAUAAAUGAUUGAAUUAGUUUUGGUGUUCAAAACCACGGAGGCUACUGAGUGAUUCAUUUAUCUUUGUCAUUAUUUUGAGGCACUGUUAGAGAGUUAGAGUAUAGCAUCUGAUAAGCACUUAUACUAACUGUAAACUGUCAUUGAAUUGUAACAUAUUUUCCAAAUGUAUAGGCUUAUCGGAAAUAUAUUCAACUGCCAAACUGCAGUAAUUAAAUAAAUGUCAGCAACAUGGUGAAAUGAUAGACA
This is a messenger RNA of Oncorhynchus keta (chum salmon), 881 nucleotides long. Its product is annotated as troponin I, fast skeletal muscle-like. Lineage: Eukaryota; Metazoa; Chordata; Actinopteri; Salmoniformes; Salmonidae. The record is from RefSeq and is a predicted model, not a curated record. Bases 124 to 639 code for a protein of 171 amino acids. Gene Ontology annotation, cellular component: troponin complex. The transcript is spliced from 7 exons. Gene Ontology annotation, biological process: muscle contraction.